AUGAUAUUCCUACCAAGAUUUUAUACUACUAUUAUAGCAGCGGUCUAUCCCGCUUUUGUUGCGCUGAUUUUUCUUGCACAUUUGAGUUCGAAUAAUAUCAAAUUUACAACUAUUACUGUGGAUAUAAGUAAUCAGCUUCGUAUUUCAGAGCUGCAGAUCGGAAAGUUGACGGCAGAACGUGAUGAGUUAUCCAAAAAGCUUGUCAGUGCACCAGAUGGCUCAGUUAAAGAACAUGCUGCACUUUGUGAAAGCCGCCUAGAAUGUCUGCAGUCUGAGCUUCAACAAGCAUAUCGAAUAAAAAAAGAUAUAGAGGAAAAGCUGAAUGCUCUCGAAUAUAAUAUAUCAUUUUUGCAAAUCCAAGAAGCUCAGAAGUUAGGAGCAAAGGCUCACGAACAUUUAAAACCUGUCACGGUUAAAGUCAAUGCAGCUACUCAUAAGAGAGAAAAAGAAUCACAAAAAUUAUUUGGAAUUGCUCCUCGUAGAAAAGAAAAAUGUGCUUUAUUAAAGGUAUGUGGAAACAGCUCCAUUAGGAAGCCCGCAUUUCAUCUCCCACUAUACAGGAAAAAUAUAACCUUACCUUCACCACAAGAUAGCAGUUCUGAAUUGAGGAUGAGAUCUGCUGCGAAACUGAAGGCGUCAAUUGAUGAUUCUAAAAUCAUCAUGGCUAUUGUACAAGCUAAGCAAAAGGCAAAUAAAAAGUCUAUGUUAUUGGAGGAGAAGGCGUUGUCUCUUCAAGCACAACAAAAUCAAAAAGAUGAAAAGCUUGAAUUAGCAUUACACCGUCGACUAGCUAAAAUUGAAGCUCAUCAAGCAGCAUUUAAAGAGUCACAAAAUACAAAGUAUAAAGAAAUAAUAGCUAAACUGUUACGUGAAGAUUUGUUGCAAAGUGAGAAAAUGAAAAGAUUACCAUUUCUUUGUGAACAAAGUGAACGAUAUAAACUCUCUAAGCACAUAUAUUGUAAUGAACAGCCAUCUGAACUUGAACAGAACAUGAUUGAUGAACUUCUGACUGGGCAGAGGAAGACUGAAAAGAUGAAUGCAGUAGUAAAAAAAUUCCCAAUAGGAGAUGAAUUAGAUGACGCUGAUGAUGAUGAUCAUGAUCAUAAUGAUGAUAAGGACAGGGAAAAUGAGAAACAUUUGGUGACAUCGCAUGAUUCACUGUCUGGUUUAUGGAAUUUGUCUAAAAAGUCUCAGAAUAUUGUUACAGAGGAGAAUGUAGAUCAAGCAGUUUCUAAUUUCGCUAUCAGGGAUACACUAAAAUCGGCAGUCGACAAAAAAGAGGCGAUUUCCGUAUCUCGUCCUUUACAGAAGCUACCCAGCAGAUCAUCCACAAAACUAACAGAUGUUGUUACCGCAGUAGAUAGCGAUGAAAUGGGGCUACUUAACAGCACAAUCUAUUGUUCAGAAAGAAGCUCGAAAGCAGAUAAAGAAAUUUUGCAGCGUAUUCUGCAGCAAACUCGUGAAAAUAUUGUACAACCUCAAAUAGUAACUGGAAGAAAAUUUGAUGGACCUAGUUUCACAGCCAAGCCAGCGGAAAUUUGGUUUGAAAAUAUUGAAGUAGAUAAGACUCAUAAAAUGAAAAUUACACUGACAAAUGCUUCAUACGCAGUUAGUACUUGUCGAUACAUUGGAAUCACAUCUACUUUAAUGGAUUUCGUAGAAGUGAAGUUCAAUCCACCAGGUAUGCUUUCACCUGGUAUGAAUUUUGGACUCAAAAUUAAAUUCACACCGAAGAUGAACAAAACUUUAACUGGUCAGUUGGAAUUUUUAUCACCAACUGGACCAUUUUUCAUUCCAUUCAAAGCAACAGUGAAAAAGUGUGAAUUUUCUACAGACUGUAACGUGGUGGAUUUUGGCGAAGUUAUCAUUGGUGAAACUGUUUUUCGGAGCAUAGUCUUAAGAAACACUGGUGCCAAAGGUGCGAACUUUACUUUUAAAGCAUUAUCUGAAACCUACGAAAGAGAAGAUGGUAAAAUUGUUUUGAUAACAUCACCAGGGACUGUUAUUGCAGAAGGAGAAAAGGAAGAAAAACUGGAAGCGAAGGAAGAUAACAAGACCCAAAUGACUGAUCAAGAAAAUGCGAUUGAAAGUAAUUUGUCUAAAGUAGAAGAAUAUGAAGGAGAAACUUCAAAUGAAAACGAUGGAAACCGAUGCGAAUUGAACAAAUUCGCAUGUAACUUCAGGUGUGGGGAAUUAAAAUGUGGAUUUCUCGCUCCAUUUUCUACUGUCAAACUUAAUAUCAUCUGGUCCCCUAAAGAUGUAUCUAUUAAUGAAGGUGACUGCCUAAUGGAAGAAGAAAAAUUCAUCAUAACAUUUGAUGAUUCUGAAAGUUCUGAUAUUUAUAUUCAGGCUAUUGGUUACGCUAAAAAUAUUCCAGUAUGGCUGUCUACAUCUAGUCUAUCCAUGGGAAUCUGUUGGUAUGAUCGUCUUUAUCAAGAAUGCUUUUCCAUUCAUAACAGAACAAAAUCGGCGGUAAAAGUUGUCUUUGAAGUGGACAAAAAAAUUUCAGAUCACCUAAAAGUGCUACCAAAAACAGGAUUUGUUCAAGCUGAAAGUCGACUGUUGGCUCAGGUGAAACUAUUGGCAAAACCUAGCUUGGCUGAUGAUCUAUUUUUGAUUGAUAAUGACUACAAACCACUUAAUACCAAUAAUGAAAACUACAAGGACGAUAACAAAGUUUCCUUAUCAAAGUUAUCCUAUGAUCCGCAAACUGGGGUACUUCAGGUGCCGGUUACAGUUCAUGUUAUCGGACAGACUAACAAAUUAGAACUCAUGAUUGAUGCUGUAAUCACAACAACAGAUCUAUCGCUUUCGCCUAAUCCAAUCAAUUUUGGAUGGGCUGAAAUUCAUGAAACUGUGACUUCACGAUUGUCGAUAACAAACCAUAGCCUUUUACCUCAGAAUUUUGGGAUUGUUGAAAUACCAGAGUUUCUUGACGUUCAACCGAACAAUGGUUUCGGUGUUAUCCUUGGAAAAGAGACAAUUGAACUUGAGGUGUUGUUUAAGCCGAAAAAAGCGAAGGAGUAUAAUUUUAAUCUUGUAUGUAAAUCAGGUAUCGGACGCAUAUUUAUGACAACAUGUCAAGGUAUUGGAGUUUACUCACCGUUAAGUUUGUCUAUCAAUCAGCUUAAAUUUAAUCCAACACCCAUCAAUGAGUCCUCUUUAGCAACUUUAAAAAUUAUUAAUCAUCAUACUUCGUCGAAUCCUUACGCUCAUGUACAGCCAUGCAUUGGAUCCGAUAGAAAACCAGUCCCGGUUGGACCAAAGGCCUUCGAACUUCAAGUCGUCAAAGCUACAACAACUAACCCUUACGGUUUGACAACAGAUAAUGAUUUGGUAAACGACAUGCUAGAAUCAGUUUUGUCAACAUUUAUUGACUUUUAUCCAGCUACUGGAACACUGAAACCAGGAGAAAAUCAACAGAUAAAUAUACGUUUUUCACCAUGCUUAAGUAAGCAGUGUAUUCAACAGGAAGCUAGCCGGUUAUGUGAUCUAAUCAAAGAAAAACGUACAACUGGGAAAUUAGACAAGUUAAACCAGCCUCUACCAAAAGCAGGUCGUAACACUCCUAUCAAAAAGGAAAAAAUGACAGAUAAAAGAAAUCUUAAGCCUUCAGAUGAAAAACCUUCCUUGGAAGCUGAAACGUCUUUCUUGCCAACUGACCCUGAAUCUAUUUCUGAAGGCAGUGAAGAAUAUAUUGAAGGAUUAAAAUCUCUACUGACGUACUAUCCAAAUCACCCACCCACGUUCACUAUUAAUCAAGAUAAACCACAAACAAACAGCAGUAAUAACCAAACUUCAACCACGGAGACUAAACCAUCCCUGAUAAGACUUGCCGAAUGUGAUUGGCCUGGAGUGUUCUUGGCAUAUCGUGUGGCUUGUUUUGUUGCAGAUGGGCCUGGAUCGUAUACAGCAGCUAAAGCAUCUCCCUCAUACAGGAAGGAGAAUACCCUAUUUUUUGAAUUAAUUUGCCCGAUAAUAAGACCACCUUUACUUAUCGAAUCAACCAAAAGUUACAAUCGUCUCGAUUUUGGUGCAAUCUGUGCUGGCCAGCGUAAUACUCGCAUCUUGUCAAUCAAAAAUAUAAGUCCAUUUCACUUAAAACUGAAAUCGAAACCGUUAAACCCAGUUGGAGCUUUUGAAGUUAUUCAAUUAAUAGAAAGUAUCAAAUCAGGCGAAGUAUGUAAUCUUAACUUUGCUUUUGCACCAAACUCAUCACAAAAUUAUUGUACAGAAACAUUUAUUUUGCAAUCAUAUCCAAUGAAAAAUAAAUUGGUAACACUAGCAUCCAAUGAGUAUUAUCCACUGAGUGUGAAGUUUUCAGGCAUUUGCGUGACACCAAGAAUUGAAGUCACUGGUCCACCUGAACUAACAACUAUUCCCUACGACUCACAAAAACCUGAGCAUUGCACUACAGUAAUUAACUCAAGGCAAACACUUCACUACCUUAAUUUUGGCUACGUUCUACUUGGAGAAUUCACUGAACGACUUAUAACUCUUACUAAUAUUACAAAUAUACCUCUGGAGUUUCAGAUAUUGAUAGAUGAAAAUCAGAUAGGAGGAUCAAAAAACCGAAAUGGUCUACCUGUAUUUAUGAUAAUACCUAACCAAGGGAAAAUUAAACCUGGUGACAAGCAAACUGUUUCAAUAACUUUCGCACCUGAUCAUGAUGGCGAAACAUAUCACCAGACUUUUCGAAUAUUGCUCCAUUCACAAAUAAACAACUCGCAUAAACUGAUACUCAAGGGUGCUUGUAAACAACACAACCUGUACAUUCGAGGUGGUGAUCAGCAAGAAAAUGUCAGUGAUUUACUCAAUAUAAAUGUACAAAAUGAUUCUCCUGGGCUACAAUGUUUGUCUGACUUGAAAGAGCCUAAAACAGUAUCCUACUUGACAAUCAAUGGUCAGCAGUCUUCCUUGUCAAGAGAGAAUUCCAACAUAGUUACAGAAACAGAAGCGACCGAAAAGGAUGAUGGAGAUAAUCUUGUAAAUAAAAAAGAAUUAAAAGUUAAAGAAACUCCUACCAGAAGGAUUUUAUACGCUGGUUUCGUACAGUCUUCAAACACCGGUGCUAAGAAAAGCGGUGAAUGCAUAAUCGAGAACCUUAAUGAGUUAUCUGCUAUUGGAUUCACUGUCACCCCAUCAAAGCGUAAUUAGAAGACGAAGUUUAUCUGAGCAAUGUGAUGUAUUUGCGCAAUAUACUUCAAACAAUCUGAUCACACAUUUACUUGUCAAGUCAAUAUAUAUUAAACCGAGGACUGGGAGGGGGGAUAAAUACAACAACUAACACAAUAGGGGAUUAAAAUUAAGAAAGGUGAGGACAAACAGAAAGUGACAUAGUUGGUCCUAAUCUUGGUAAGAAAACAAAGUUUGCCAAGCUUAUUUUAGAAUCCGGGACAGAACAACCGAUUGUAUUCACUUGGACUCCUAAUCCAGAAGUGAAAACUGGGUCAAUUGUGAAGUCAACUGCACUGAUUCAACUUCGAUCUGAUGUAAUUCUCACUCAUCAAGUUAUAUUAAGAGGUAUAUUAUAGAGUUAUGAGUAAUGAAAAUGAUGUUGAUCAGUCAACUAAAUAAAACUGAGUAACAAAUUCAAACCUAAAUGGUAGCUUUUGUAAAGCCUUAGUUGAAUUGUGAACAUUUUGAUAACAAUAAAGAUAUACUUCUCUA
This is a messenger RNA of Heterobilharzia americana, 5670 nucleotides long. Lineage: Eukaryota; Metazoa; Platyhelminthes; Trematoda; Strigeidida; Schistosomatidae. The record is from the annotation of a GenBank genome assembly.